AUGAAUACUCCAACAACAAUGACAACAACAACAAUAAAACCAACAACAAUACCAACAACACUACCAACAACACUACCAACAACACCAACAACACUACCAACAACACUACCAACAACACCAACAACACCACCAACAACACUACCAACAACAACAACAACACCAACAACAAUACCAACAACACCAACAACACCACCAAUAACAACACCAACAACACCACCAACAACACCACCAACAACAACACCAACAACAAUACCAACAACACCAACAACACCAACAACACCACCAACAACACUACCAACAACACCAACAACACCACCAACAACACCAACAACACUACCAACAACAACAACAAUGACAACAAUGACAACGACUACUACUACUACUCAAGGAAAGAUAAUUCAGUUAAACUGUAAUAAUGAUAACGAAAUAUUAUCAUUUACUCAUUCCAGUGAUAAUUAUAUCCAAUCAGUGAAUGAUAAGGAUGUAAAUGAAAUUGUUAAAAGUAAUGAAAGUCAAUUUGUUAUACUAUCAAGAAAUUUACAAUUAUCAGAUGAUAGUAGCAAUACCAAAUCUUAUCAAUUUACUGAUAAAAUAAAUUCAUCACAUAUUGAACCAUUAAAUAUUAAUUCAUCAUAUACAAUGGAAAAAUUGGAUGAAAAACGAGAAAAUGAAAGAGUAUAUGAAUAUUUGUUACGAUUAAAUGAAGUAAGAAAUUGGUUGAAAGAAUGUCUUCAAUUAGAUAAUAUUGCAAAUGAAAUGGAAUUUGAGCAUAAUUUAUCCAACGGUGUAUUGCUAGCUCGUCUUGCUCAUACAUUUGCGCCACAUAUUGUACCGUUGUCAAAAAUUUUUGACAUUGAUCAGAAUUAUUUCAAUACAAAUGGACAAAUUUGCUGUUAUCGUCACACUGAUAAUAUUAGUUUAUGGAAAGAUGCAAUAAGAAGUAUUCAUUUUCCUGAGGUUUUAAUUCCGGAUACUGUAGAUAUUUAUGAAGGUCGUAAUAUAAAAACAGUAUUUAGCUUAUUUGCGCUUGCUAAAUAUUUACAUCGAAUGCAUCGUGGACCAUCUAUUCGACGUGAAGAAAACGUUGAAUUUUCACCAAUGACGUUAAAUGACGUACGUGAACGCUUAAAAAAUAGUGAUUUAUCAUUAUUUGGUAAUAUUGAUGAAAUUUUGGCUACAAUACCUGUUAAUUUGAAUGAUACAAAUAUUGAAGCUAUAAUGCAAUUAAACAAUAGCAUUAAUGAUAAGGUUAUCUUAUUGAAAUGUUUGAAAUGUUUUGAUACAAAUAUUUCAUAUGUAAAUGAUUUAUUUAUUGAUCGAUAUCAAGAAGAACUUAUAAAUCAACGAAAGAUAUUAGGCAUAAAUGAAUUUUUAAAUUGUAAACAAAUUCAAGCAGCGAUCAACAAAGUUAAUUUGGAAAAAAUACAUUUGGCAUGUGAAAAUAAUAAUUGCAAUGAUUUAUUAAUGAUAAUUUGUAAUUUGGAUGAUUUUAAAAUGGAAUAUAUUUCAUUUUAUAUGUAUGCAUUGAAAAAUUAUUCACCGUUGACAAUGGCGGAAGUGGACAAGGUCAUUCGAAAGGUCAACCAAAAUGUAGCAAUUGCAAUUAUUAAAUCACAAGAUACACUUCAUUUAAAUUUAUUUCUUCUGGAUGAUAAAAAAGAUAAAGCAAAAAAAUUAUUGCUUACAUCAUGGAAUAGUAUUAUACAAAAUAUUUCAUUGUCAGAAUUUAUUGCUCGUUUAACAGAGGAAAUUAUUAUACGAAAGAAAAAAUGGGAAUCGAAUAUAAAUGAAAGAAAUGAUGAAUAUUUACGAGAACGAUUUAAUGAUGGUGAAUUAUUUAUAAAUGUUGAUAAUGAAAAAAUAAUUUAUGAUAAGCCGAACAAAAUUAUUAAAUGGAUGUUAACAAGAGAGGAAAUUGAGGAUAUCAGCACAAUGAUAAAUGAUAAGGAUGACAUGGAUCAGAAAGAUGGAAAUGAUAAUGAAAUGAAAUUGGAGAAAGCAGCAACCAAAAUUCAACAAUGGUGGAAAAAACGAUUAUUCUCGAAAAAUUUCGAAGAAUUGAAAAUAUCUGAUAAGCCAUCUCUUCGAGUAGUACGACAAUUUAUUUCAUUGUUAUUGCAUACACAAAAUGAUGAAACAGAAAACGAAGAAUUGAAAAAAAAUCGAUUAUAUGCAACAAAAUUAAUUAAUGCAAAUGAAUAUUUGAAAGAGAAAAUGAUGGAUUUGGAUGAGAAAAUUGUUCAAAUAUCCGCCAACAAAAUUCAAUUUCAAGAAUUACGAAGUUUAUUGAAAAAUAUUCGUAUGGAAGCAAACGAUUAUAUAGCAUAUGAUAAGCCAUUAUCAGUUAGUGAUAAAAAUGAUAUAACGAUGAAACUUUAUGAAAUUAUUUUUUUCCAUUUACAAACAAAACCGCAAUAUUUUGUUAAAUUGAUGGGUAAAUAUAGCAAUAACCCAAAUGGAUUGUCGGAUUUAUUUCGAAAAUCCGUUUUACCUGUUUACAGUUACGGAAUGAGCAAUCCUGAAAUGUCAUUAUUAGCUUUAUUAUUAGCGAAAUAUUUGCAUGAAGAAAUAAAACAAUUAAAUAAUCCAAUCGAUUUCCGGAAUAAUUCAUCCACUGUUAUUUUACAAAUACUAAUGGAAUUAUAUGGUAAAAUGGAGCUACAACAGCAACAAAUAGCAGAAUUAAAUCAAAAUUUAAAUAAUAUCAAUUAUUAUGAACAAUAUUUUAAUCUUAAUCCAAUAAAUCUUUUCGAAUCAAUAACUGGCAGUAAAACAACAAAUAUUAAUAAAGCAAUGGAAAAUGCUAUAGUAAACAAAAUUUUUAAUAAUAGUAAACAAUUUCUCAUUCAUUGGGCUAUUGCUUAUGCUCAAAUUAUCUUUACAAAAACCUUCAAAUAUCCUGAUAUCAUACGAUAUAUAGCGAUAUCAGCAAGAAAUAACUUGAAGAAGCAUUUUCCAACUCAAUCUGAUAGUACCAUUAUUCAGGUAAUUAAUGCAUGGCUCUACAAUGGCUGUUGGAUGAAAGUAAUUACUGCUAGCGAAAGUUUAAAUAUGAUAAGCGAAAUUGGAAAAGUUAAUGAAUAUAAAACUUUAGCAAUUCGUAAAGUAAUUAGCAAAUUUAUCGAAUAUAGUAUUUUAAAUUUUGGUUAUAGCACUGAAAAAUAUUGGUUAAAUUCAUUGAAUGAUGCUAUCACAAAAAUUAAUACUAUUUCAAAAUUACAUUUUAUUAAAUUUAUAAUGCAAAAUCCACCGUGCAGUAUUGAUGAUGAAAAAUGGAAGAAAUAUGAAUCAUACAGGCCUAUCCUUCAUCUAACAAUGUGUCAACUACAUGUCACCCUUCAAAAGUUUCAAAAUGAUGUCAACGAGAUAAUUUCAAAAAAUUCACAAUUGAGUCAGUUUAUUGCUAAUGUAUUAUCAUUACCGAUUGAUAAUAUAAAACAAUAUGUGACACUUCAUUUGCAUCCUUUUACAUCAAAUGAAACUGAUAAUUACGAUGAAAUAUUCCGAAGAACGAUGCAAUAUGUGGAAAAUUGCUUGUUAAGUGGUUGCCCGGGUAAUAAUUUAACACAACUUCUUGCUCAUCAUACACUUCAGAAAGAAGAGGAAAUUUUUCGAAAAUUUUUACAUCGAAAUAAUAAUAAUCAACAUAUAAAGCUAACAUUGGAUGAGACAAAAUGCCAUAUUAUUCGUCAGUUGAGCACAUUAGAGAAGGCUAAACGAGUAACAUCAAUAAAUAAUUAUCAAAGUAUUGUCACAGCUAUCGCUAAGGAAAUUAACAAAACGGAUGAAUAUCGUAAAAUUCGUCAAAUCGAUUUGAUAACAAUGCGUAAAUUAGUGUCAGAGCUUGAAAAAACUCAAUUGGAUUAUCAGAAACGUUUGGAACGAUAUGCAAAAUUAUUUGAAAAAAUUUAA
This is a messenger RNA of Brugia malayi, 3912 nucleotides long. RefSeq lists its product as uncharacterized. The transcript has 23 exons. Gene Ontology annotation, biological process: regulation of GTPase activity; regulation of actin cytoskeleton organization. Gene Ontology annotation, cellular component: cytoplasm. NCBI's taxonomy places the organism in Eukaryota, Metazoa, Nematoda, Chromadorea, Rhabditida, Onchocercidae. Bases 1 to 3912 code for a protein of 1303 amino acids. Gene Ontology annotation, molecular function: calmodulin binding; GTPase activator activity; actin filament binding. The record is from RefSeq and is a predicted model, not a curated record.